CAAUCGUGUUUCUCUCUAACCGAUCAGAGGUCUCGCCUAUCCCUUGUACAUGUGCAAGAGGAAGACACCAUACAGAUAGCAGUUUAUAGGCCAACUCUCCUGGAAAGGCAGUUGACUCAGAGGAGAUCCUUCUUGACGGACAAGCAAAGUCGUCUGUUGGCUGACCUUACCAUGCUACGGGAACUAUUACAGGUAGCAGAAGACAUGGAUCCUGCAACUGUACUGAGCCGUAUUAACGCCAUCAGAAAUGAUAAAGAGGUUUUCGAGCGUAGCGGAACAUGGAUGAUGUCACGAGUCGCCUCGUCACUAAUUGCUGAUAUCGAAACGUUGUGUGGCUAUGGAGCAUUCAAGUCACGUCCUUUCGCUUCCCCUCCGAAAUGGGAAGUUUUGGCAUCGGUGUUGGAGGAAAUCAAGAGCAUUCCCGUUCGACAGUGUGAAGUCGGUCCAGACGGUCCGUCGGUGUUGUUGUUCGUUAAUGAUGAGGCCGUCGUUCGACAACUGACCGAUCUCAUCAGGAAUGGUCCCGAGUUUCUUCGCUGGAUGACAAGGCGUUCGUUAGGUGGUGGAGGUGCCGGGAAAGAGCCUGCACGAUCUCCUCUUUGGGAAGUCGACGACGUCAUACCGUUCCAGAGAGGAAACCUGGCAUCCGAACCACGUAAAGAGAUGAUAACGGAUCUUCAAAAGAAUACGGUUGUAACCGCAAGAGCGUCCAGACGACGUCGAAAGGCUGCCGAAGAUCUCGUAGGAUUGUCGGAUACGAGCAAGAAGCAAACGAAAAUCGUUCAAUUCGGCAUCUUGCAGUACAAGAAGAAGCGGGUAGUAGGCGACGGUAAGAGUUGUGUUCCAUACCCCUAG
Molecule: messenger RNA, 855 nt
Organism: Cooperia oncophora
Lineage: Eukaryota; Metazoa; Nematoda; Chromadorea; Rhabditida; Trichostrongylidae
Source: the annotation of a GenBank genome assembly